CUUCUCGUAACAAACGACGCCGGGGGCUCAUAUUCGCCGGAAACACUCCUCGAUUGGAUCGGCAUUCCGGCAGGCCUAGAGUUCCGGCGAGCGGCCGGGUUCUACUCUCCCUCUCCAUCUUUGUGGGGGGCCUUGGAAUGUCGUCGGAGGACGUGGCCGGAAAGAGGACGAGCGAGACGGCGGUGUCGACGAUUGUGAACCUGGCGGAGGAGGCGAAGCUCGCUAGCGAAGGAGUCAAGGCGCCUAGCCAGGCCGCGCUCCUUAGCAUCGCUAAGUCACUCGUCGCCGGAGGAGUCGCCGGAGGAGUGUCAAGAACUGCUGUUGCUCCGUUGGAAAGACUGAAAAUUUUGCUCCAGGUUCAAAAUCCUCAUAGUAUCAAGUACAAUGGGACAGUUCAGGGGUUGAAGUAUAUAUGGAGAACUGAGGGUUUCAGAGGCUUGUUUAAAGGCAAUGGAACUAACUGUGCUCGCAUAGUCCCAAAUUCAGCAGUCAAGUUCUUCAGCUAUGAGGAAGCAUCCAAGGGUAUCCUAUGGUUUUAUCGACAGCAAACUGGAAAUGAAAAUGCCCAACUCACUCCUUUUCUGCGUCUUGGUGCUGGUGCAUGUGCUGGAAUUAUUGCAAUGUCAUCAACUUACCCGAUGGACUUGGUACGAGGGCGUCUGACUGUCCAGACAGAAAACUCUCCCCGGCAUUAUAGGGGAAUAUUUCAUGCUCUUUCAACUGUCUUUCGGGAAGAGGGACCUAGGGCUCUGUACAAAGGCUGGUUACCUUCUGUCAUCGGAGUUAUACCAUAUGUUGGUCUCAAUUUUGCUGUUUAUGAAUCUCUGAAAGAUUGGUUAAUCAAAACUAGACCUUUUGGACUAGUUCAGGAUUCUGAAUUAAGUAUAACUACAAGGCUUGCAUGUGGGGCUGCAGCUGGGACUGUUGGCCAGACGAUUGCUUACCCUCUUGAUGUUGUUCGGCGAAGAAUGCAGAUGGUAGGCUGGAAGAAUGCGGCUUCAGUUGUCACUGGGGAUGGGAAGAGCAAGGCAGCCCUUGAAUAUUCUGGUAUGGUUGAUACAUUUAGGAAAACAGUUCGUCAUGAGGGGUUUGGAGCACUGUACAAGGGUUUAGUCCCCAAUUCUGUUAAGGUGGUGCCUUCCAUAGCAAUUGCCUUUGUCACAUAUGAGGCAGUGAAGGAUGUUCUUGGAGUCGAGAUGAGGAUAUCUGACUAAAGGCAAUGAAAACUUUGACCUACAUGCUUAACUCUAAUUUCAGAAAUGAAAGGAAUGAUCUGGUAGGAGAAGGUAAGGUGUUGGAAUUAUUAGGUCUCUAAGUAGCAAGAAGAUUAGGAACACAGUUGUAGCUUAUGUUGAUAUCCCUUUCCCAUUCAUACACAUCUUUCUUUUUCUAAAUACCUAUAGUUUUAGCUUUCAAAUCUUUCUUAAUUUUGUCUUCUUGCCCCACAAAGGUUAUAUAUAGCUCUCUUGUGGGGCAAGGAUUACAGUCAUUGUCACAGAGAAAAGAUGAUGAAUAUGAUCGACUAUUUUUCUUGUGUUUGGGAUGUUAUGUCUACUGUUUGAAAUUACAAUAGCUGAAAUCAUAUUUAAUAAAAUUAUAUGAACAUAGUGAGGUUUUAAUAUAUG
Messenger RNA from Argentina anserina (silverweed cinquefoil), 1625 nucleotides. RefSeq names its product mitochondrial adenine nucleotide transporter ADNT1-like. Bases 138 to 1214 code for a protein of 358 amino acids. Gene Ontology annotation, biological process: transmembrane transport. NCBI's taxonomy places the organism in Eukaryota, Viridiplantae, Streptophyta, Magnoliopsida, Rosales, Rosaceae. The transcript is spliced from 8 exons. The record is from RefSeq and is a predicted model, not a curated record.